This is a messenger RNA of Quercus lobata, 753 nucleotides long. RefSeq names its product F-box/FBD/LRR-repeat protein At5g56420-like. The record is from RefSeq and is a predicted model, not a curated record. The transcript is spliced from 2 exons. Gene Ontology annotation, molecular function: protein binding. Lineage: Eukaryota; Viridiplantae; Streptophyta; Magnoliopsida; Fagales; Fagaceae. The coding region runs from base 1 to 753 and encodes 250 amino acids.
AUGAAGAGUGGCGACGAAAUUGCCGACGACAAUAUUGCCAACCGGCUUAGUAACCUGCCGGAAGAUGUUCUCCUUGAGAUUCUGUCCCAUCUCUCUCUCAAAGAAUGUGCUGCAAGUAGUAUACUUUCGAAAACAUGGACUACUCUCUGGACUGAAUUACCCAGUCUAGAUCUUGAUGACAGAAGCAUUGAAGACAUUCCAACAUGGGACGUUGUUGGUUGGGUUUCUUGUUUGGUUGGAAAAGAAAUUAAAGAACUUGAUGUGUGUGUAGAAACAACAUUCCAAAAAGGAUACCGCUUGCCCAAUUGCCUCUUUUCCGAUGGAACUGAAAAUGUCGUGUAUCUGAAAUUGAAGGGCUUCAUGGUACUUGAUACGACGCAUUAUCUUUUUGUGUUACUGAGUCUCAAGGUUUUGGAAUUGAUUAACGUUCUCUACAUUGAAGGAGAUUCUCUCUCUAAAAUCCUUUCAUCUUGCAUGGUAAUUGAAGAUUUGAAACUUCAAAUUGGAGUUCAAACUUUGAAAAGUCUUAGAGUUACCUUCUCCACAAGUACACUAAAACGCUUUCAGUGCAGACUUCUUUCCGAAGGACCAACUUGUGAAUUUAAGAUAGACACCCCGGCUCUUAAGUUUUGUAAUUUCCAAGUGGACCGAGCCCAAGACUGUCAAAUACAGUUUGAGGAGAACAAAGGGUUUGAUAUAAUCGAGGAGGAGACACAUUUGUUCGAGGGUGAUUGGAAAGAUGAAGACUAUUAA